Molecule: messenger RNA, 2517 nt
Organism: Alexandromys fortis (reed vole)
Lineage: Eukaryota; Metazoa; Chordata; Mammalia; Rodentia; Cricetidae
Gene: Adamdec1
Product: ADAM like decysin 1
Exons: 14
Coding region: 206-1576 (456 amino acids)
Biological process (GO): proteolysis
Molecular function (GO): metalloendopeptidase activity
Source: RefSeq, a predicted model, not a curated record
GAACAUUCUCUGGAUUUAGAUGCUGCAGUUCAUUGGCCAGUCUGCAACACAAUUAGGAAACAUCCCUUAAUCUCACAAGUUAAAUUCUCGAGACUUUAUGUUCCCUUUCAACAUCUAAAGAGAACUAGAGGGAGAUCGAACUGGCCACUGGAGAGAGCAUAACUGUGUGCUGCUUGGGACCUCCCAGCUACCCACAGAGGCCAGCAUGUCGUGGGUCCUGCUUUCUGUCCUGUGGCUCAUCAUUCAAACCCAAGUGAUAGAUACAAAGUCAAGCCCCGAGUUAAAGCUCCACGAAAUAGUUCAUCCUAAAAAACUAAACAUUUCACCCAGAAGUGGAACUGAGAACAACCAGACAGAGAGAUAUGGCAAAGAGGAAAGAUUUGCUCCUGAAGUUCAGUAUCAGAUCAUACUAAAUGGAGAAGAAAUUAUCUUUCACCUAAAGAGAACCAAGCAUCUUCUGGGGCCUGAGGACACUGAAACAUCUUACUCACCCAAAGGAGAAGAAGGGACCAGACGCUCUCAGGAUGUGAAACCCUGCUACUAUGAAGGCCACAUCCUGAAUGCAAGGGACUCUCUUGCCAGUAUCAGUACAUGUGAUGGGUUGAGAGGGUACUUCACACAUCAUGAUCAAAGAUAUCAGAUAAAGCCUCUGCAAGGCACAGAUGAGGGGGAACAUGCCGUCCUUCCAGACAGCCAGGGGGAACCAGACACCGCUAAAUACAAGCAUGCUGACGAGCAUGCUGGCAGGAAACGAAGCCAUCUUCGAAUCUCCAGGUCAUUAAAAAGCCCAAAUGAAGACCCCCUUCAAGUGCAGAAAUACCUUAACCUCUUCUUGGUGCUGGAUAACGCCUUUUAUAAGAUGCAUAAUGGGAAUGUGACUCGGAUAAGAAGCUUUGUGUUUGAGGUGCUGAACUUGCUCAAUGUGAUUUUCAGAACCGUUGGUACUCGAGUGUCUUUGGUGGAUAUGGAAAUCUGGUCUGACAGCGAUAAGAUAAAGGUGGUACCCGAGAUUGGGACCACAUUCCGAAGCUUCAUGAGAUGGCACUACUCUGUGGUGGGGAAAAAGAAGUUCCAUAACCAUGCCCAGCUUCUCAGUGGAUCUGGCUUCCUCCAAGGGCGUGUAGGAAUGGCAGCUUCGAAGUCCUUGUGUUCUACAUCGUCAGUGUCCGUUAUUGAGGCUAAACGAAAGAACGGUGUGACUCUUGCAGCAGUGAUGUCACAUGAGUUGGGCCAUGCCCUUGGUAUGAAGGACGUUGUCUAUAGUACCAGGUGUCCCUCUGGCAGCUGUGUGAUGAAUCAGUACCUGAGUUCAAAAUUCCCCAAGGAUUUCAGUACUGCCAGUCGCUCACUUUUUAAAGGGUUCCUUUCCUCUAGAAGUGGAAGAUGUCUGAUGCAGGCACCUAAUCCUAAAAACUUCAUAAAAUUGACAUGUGGGAACCAAGUUCUGGAAACAGGGGAAGGCUGCGACUGUGGAUCUCCUGAGGAAUGUACCAAUCUCUGCUGUGAGCCCCUCACAUGUAGGUUGAAAUCCCCACCUGCCUGUCGAAAAGAAGCAUCCAACCAUGUCACAAAAUGAUCCAGUGUGUACUUCCUUGAGAAGCUGCUCUGCCAGGACCAAAGUCUAGAACCUGAUACACCAGGAGUCUUGCCUAGUUUCACUUUGUGCUUUUAUGUAGACUUGCCUCUGAAUGUAGCGUGGGAAUCCAUAGAUUUAGUCACUGGACAGUAAUAUCCCCAAUCACACUUGUGUCUCUAGUGACUGUGUAGACAGUUUCUCAAUUUCUCCUAAAUAAUACAGUGUAACAACUAUUUGCACAGCAUUUUCAUUGUCAAAGUUAUUAGGUGUUAGAAGUAGUCUUGAGAUGACAAAACAUUUAGAAGACUUUCAAUAGUUGUAAACAAAUAUACUCCAGUUCUUAUAAGGGACCUCCAGUCCAAAGAUUUAGGUAUCUGUAUGUUCCUGGAGCCAAUCCCUACUAGACACUGAAGAAAGACUUUUGCUUUUCUCUUUCCAUCCUACUUUGCAUUCCAGUCAACAGAUCAACAGAUGUGAGAUGUUGCCUAUAGGUGUAGGUUUUAUCUGCGGUGUGACUGCGAGAACCCUGAAGGUGUAGUUUUUGUUUCAGUCUUUGGAAAACAAAAGAAAUGAACCUUUGCUGAAACCUCAACACAUUCCACUGAAUGGUUGAGUUGAUCCCAAACUGCAAAAGGACAAGUGAUUUAACACUGAAUCCCUCUCCUAGUAUAGGAAAGGCAGAGCCCCAGUCCCUUGCUGUCCUUCACUUCAUCCAACUCCUGUAAAUGUCCCAGCUUUGCUAUCUCUUGGAAUAUUGAUUACAUCCAAACACUUUCCAUGUGAUCAAAUAUAGUUUCUCACAUUUCUCUCACUGUCAUGUGUAAGAUUUAUUUUAAGAAAUCUGUUAUUUGCAACUUAGUGGAAAUGGAAAGAUAAGGCUUCAUUUAUUGGUUGAUGUAAUAAACUGUGCUAUCAAUAAAAACAGUGAAUCCGCAAAACAA